CGGCUCGUCCUAUCCUCAAUCAUAUAGAUUUUUGCCUUUUCUUGUCUAACAGUCCACAACAUCUCCUUCCCCGGGAAGACGGGAAGGCGAAACCUAGUGCCGACUGCCGGCACCGAGAGCCACGCCCAGAAAGUAAAACAGGCCAUGGAGAAGACCAUCGUCCUGUACCCCGGCCUCGCCGUCAGCCACUUCGUCCCCAUGAUGCAGCUCGCCGACGUCCUCCUGGCGGACGGCUACGCCGUCGCCGUCGCGCUAAUCGACCUCACCCUCGACCAAGAUGUCGCCCUCGCCGCCACCGUCCGCGGCGUCGCCUCCGCCAAGCCGUCGGUCACCUUCCACACGCUCCCUCGGAUCAAAAACCCUCCCACCCUCAAGAGGGGCGUGGAGUUUCUCCUCGGGUACUUGGAGAUGGUCAGGCGCUACAACGAGCACCUCCGUGAGUUCCUCUCAUCCAUGCCUCCCCGGAGCGUCCGCGCGGUGAUUGUGGACGCGGUGUCCAUGGAAGCGUUAGACGUCACGAAGGAGCUCGGGGUCCCGGGCUACACCUUCUACGCCAUGAACGCCUCCGCGCUCGCGGUGUUCGUCCAGCUUCCGUCCAUGCGCGAGGAAGGCCAGCCAAGCUUCAGGGAGCUAGGAGACACCCCUCUCGACAUCCACGGCGUGGUGCCCUUACCGGCUUCCCACCUCUGCGCUGAACUGCUCGAGGACCCGGAGAGUGAGAUCUACAAGGUGAUGAUGAACUUCAUGUGCAGGAACACGGAGGCCGACGGCAUCUUGGUGAACACGUUCGCUUCGCUGGAGGAACGGGCGGUGGGAGCUCUCAGGGAUCUGCAGAUUCUUCUUCCCGGCGGCAGCGAGCGCAGGAUGCCCCCGGUGUACUGCGUCGGGCCAUUGGUCGCCUCGGGUGCCGGCGCCGAGGCAGAAGGCAAGCACGAGUGCCUCGCGUGGCUGGACACGCAGCCAGAGCGCAGCGUCGUGUUCCUCUGCUUUGGGAGCAUAGGCGCUGCCACCCACUCGGAGGAGCAGCUCAGGGAGAUCGCCGCCGGCCUGGAGAGAUCCGGCCACCGGUUCCUGUGGGUGGUGCGAGCCCCUCUCCGCGCCGGUCCGGGGAGGCCGUCCGAGCCGGACGUCGACGCGCUUCUGCCGGACGGGUUCUCGGAGAGGACCAAAGGUCGUGGGCUCGUCGUCAAGCACUGGGCGCCGCAGGUGGAGGUGCUCCACCACAACGCCACGGGCGCCUUCGUGACGCACUGCGGAUGGAACUCGGUGCUCGAGGGGGUCAAGGCGGGCGUGCCGAUGCUUUGCUGGCCGUUGUACUCCGAGCAGAAGAUGAACAAGGUGUUCAUGGUGGAGGAAGCAGGGAUCGGCUUGGAAGUUGUUUGGUGCCAACAGGGGCUGGUCGAGGCCGGGGAGGUGGAGGCCAAGGUUAGGCUGGUGAUGGAGUCCGAGGAAGGGGAGCGGCUCAGAUCGCGAGUGGCGGCGCUCAAGGAUGCCGCGGCAAUGGCCUGGAAGGAUGGCGGAUCAUCGCGUGCGGCGUUCGCCCAGUUCUUGUCGGUCGUGAACAACCUUGGACGUGACACGUGAGACGUGAAUAAGGUCGGUAAUGACCGCAAUGGGAAACUGGGAAUAUUACUGAAUGCAGUAUUGCAAUGUUAAUGACCGCAAUGGGAAACUGCUUUUAUUUUAUGCUGCGGUAACCUUUUUUUUUAAUAAAAAGAACUCUGUGGUACCUUGUUAGCAUCUA
Molecule: messenger RNA, 1744 nt
Organism: Setaria italica (foxtail millet)
Lineage: Eukaryota; Viridiplantae; Streptophyta; Magnoliopsida; Poales; Poaceae
Product: UDP-glycosyltransferase 88B1
Exons: 1
Coding region: 145-1584 (479 amino acids)
Molecular function (GO): UDP-glycosyltransferase activity
Source: RefSeq, a predicted model, not a curated record